Lycium ferocissimum is the source of this 418-nucleotide messenger RNA. Its product is annotated as small ribosomal subunit protein uS4y-like. The record is from RefSeq and is a predicted model, not a curated record. Bases 29 to 418 code for a protein of 129 amino acids. Lineage: Eukaryota; Viridiplantae; Streptophyta; Magnoliopsida; Solanales; Solanaceae. Gene Ontology annotation, biological process: positive regulation of translational fidelity; translation. Gene Ontology annotation, cellular component: cytosolic small ribosomal subunit. Gene Ontology annotation, molecular function: structural constituent of ribosome; rRNA binding. The transcript has a single exon.
UUAACCUUUGAGGUGUAACUCAGAUGGGAUGACCUUUAAAAAGCCUCGACGCCCAUAUGAGAAGGAGCGAUUUGAUGCAGAGUUAAAACUUGUCGGAGAAUAUGGAUUGAGGUGCAAGAGGGAGCUUUGGAGAGUUCAGUAUGCUUUGAGCCGUAUCAGAAAUGCUGCAAGAAUGCUUCUGACCUUGGAUGAGAAAGACCCACGUCGUAUUUUCGAAGGUGAAGCACUCUUGAGGAGGAUGAACAGAUAUGGGUUAUUGGAUGAGAGCCAAAACAAGCUCGAUUAUGUCUUAGCCCUUAAUGCGGAGAACUUUCUUGAGCGUCGUCUCCAAACCCUUGUCUUCAAGACUGGCAUGGCUAAGUCAAUCCACCAUGCUAGACAGGAAGAAGAAAAUACUCCCGAUGAAAGAUUAUAUUAG